Messenger RNA from Xiphias gladius (swordfish), 4150 nucleotides. It is a transcript of the gene atxn1a, whose product is annotated as ataxin 1a. Bases 935 to 3403 code for a protein of 822 amino acids. The transcript is spliced from 5 exons. Lineage: Eukaryota; Metazoa; Chordata; Actinopteri; Istiophoriformes; Xiphiidae. Gene Ontology annotation, molecular function: protein binding; RNA binding. The record is from RefSeq and is a predicted model, not a curated record. Gene Ontology annotation, cellular component: nucleus. Gene Ontology annotation, biological process: nervous system development; negative regulation of transcription by RNA polymerase II.
AGACAUCAUUAGGAGGGGAGACGCUUUACGCCGUCACCGCCGGAGCAGAGCAGGGGAGCCCUGGCAACAAGGACAGACACAAAAACUCAGCAGCCCGUUACACCCAACAGGAAUGGUCACAGCACCUGCAGACAGACAGACGUGGACAGACGGCGCAGACAUUCAGGACGCUUCCCUCCCAUUGGUGGAGAGAUACAGACUUCACACCAGGAAUUUCAGCUCCAGUCAGGUUUCAGCUCUCAACUGAGCAGCAGACUCCCAACUACUCCGCCCAAGUGGCUCUGCCUCCUCUGCUCAGGGAGUGCUGAGUCCCUGAGUCAACACACUGCAUUCUGGGAUAGUCUGGAACCCUCUCCAUGGGCUGUACCACCUGCUGACAAACCAGGGGGGUCUGGAGGAGUUGUGUUGAAUGAGGUUUGUGCUGCGUGUGGGGAGGCUUGGGUUUGCAGGGAAAUGAUUCCGCAUGAAGUGCGACGCACUCGGCCCCCCGUCGUCCUCGGCGGCAGCAGCAGGUGUGACGUCGUGACACUCUCCCCUACCACACUGAGCUCACCCUUCAGACGCUAAAGACCCCUGGACCGAACACACCACCCUACCCCUUCCCUCCAACCACCUCUCCAUAUCUUCAUCUCCAAUCUUUAAUCCUUCCACACCUGUUCCUUAGGGCCUGGAUUUUCUUUAUCAAGAAGAGACCUGAUAAUCAACGGCCUUGGGUGAACUGGAUAGAGAGAGAAAGAGAGACAAGAUUAGGAAGGUUAAUUUAUAGCUAAUUAAAGUGAAAUAAAGGACAGAACAUCAAAUGUGAGGAAAAGAGGAAAGGAGAGUGAAAUAGAAAGUCAGAGAGAGGGGGAGCAAAAAGGAAAGAAAAAACCAGAGAAGUCCAAAAUUUGAGGAAAGAUAACACAAGUACAGUUGAGGGACGUGAGGUGAAAUCAUGAAGUCCAACCAGGAACGCAGUAAUGAAUGUCUUCCCCCAAAGAAGAGGGAGAUCCCCUCAAGCACAUUACCAUCUGAAAAUCGUUCAAUUACCAUGCCACCUGCCAGUGACAGCCAGCGCACAGAGAACAUGACCUGGCUUGCCAGUGUGGCUGGUGGGAAUGAGAGCAGUGUGGGUGGGCACCGUAGCUCCAGUCAGUUUGAUGGACCCCAGUAUAAAUCCCUCUCCUCCACCUCAGACUCUUCAUCCUCCUCUUCCUCACUGAGACUAGUCUCAUCUCUUCCUACAGUUUAUACAUCCCCCUUGUCACAGUCCACAGUUGGAGGAACUGUCCAUUACACCCAGCUGCCCCCCAAUCUACAGUUUAUAGCCUCACCCUACACUGCCCCAUACACAGGCUACAUCUCCCCUCAACUGCUUCCACCUCCUCCUCCACCUCCCCCCCUCUCAUCCUCUUCCUCCUCCUUGGCCGCACAGAGAUCCUCACACACAGAGACAGCCUCUGCUCCUUCGCAGGCCUCCAAACAUGACCAGCAGCGAGCAUCAGCAGGGCGGACUUCCAUGCCUCCGCCUCCUACAGACCCUGCCCCUCAUCAUGUUCAGAUGUCAACUUCCCCACGGACUGUUCCAUCGCCUCAUCACCAAGGAGGUAUUCACCUUCCUCCCCAGUCACUGCACCCCCACCAUACUUUGGGACAUGGAAUGCCCCAGGUUGUUGUGCAGUAUACAGACGGACCUACCAGGAAAGAGGAACUUGGCAUCAGAUCCAGAGAGCUCCACAAUGGAGAGUUGGAAAGGGGCCGACGGUAUGGAGCAUCCCCUGAGUCCAGCCUCUCCAAGUCAGGGAGCAAAUCACGGGAUGCCACUUCUUCCUUUUCCUCCUAUGAGGCCCGCCAGCUGGUUCUGCCAUCAGACUACUCUACUCAUGAUCCCUCAGGGCUGAGAACCUCUAUCAUGCUAAUGCCUAACAGCCAUGGGGACCACCAGCUGGUACCACCCAGAGCUAGCCCUGAGAAGCUGACAACCUCUGCCCCCACACACCUCGAAAAAGGUGGCAUCGUCCUGGGCAAGCCUGUCAACCGCACACCCUCCUCCUCCAACACCACCUCCUCGUUCACGUUUCCACCCCCAUUAAGUGUAGACAGUCUGAAAGCUGCUGUCAGCACACUGUCACCCCAGACCGUUAUCCAAACCACCCACAGUGCUACAGAGUCACUGUCAAUGGGGCUCCCCUCCACUAGUAUCUACCCUCAGCCACCUAUCAUUGGUUACAUCGCAGGGGGCAGUGGAAGCCAGCAUACGCCAAUCAGCUACCACACCAGCCUACAACAACACUUACUCAUUCCUGGUACCCAACCAGUUAUUAUCCCUGUUAGUGGAGGUGGAGUGACCACAUUGGAACCUGUAACCCCCCACGUGACAUCAUCUACCCAAGCCGCACCUUUUCCUACCACACUCCCACACACGUACAUUGCUUCCACUGCUCCCAAAGGAGAAACUCUGGAAGCCUCCAGUGGCUCGUACCACCAGGCCGCUUCAGGCGCAGUGGUCCAAGCCCAGCUUCAUCUCCCCAUUGUUCCCGCGCCGCCGGGGCUGGUCGCUCCUUCUGCUCCGCCUCCUCCGUCCAAUACGGUGGUGCCUCCCUCACUCCCCCCAUAUUUCAUCAAGGGCUCCAUCAUCCAGCUGGCCGACGGGGAGCUGAAACGUGUGGAGGACCUGAAGACAGAGGACUUCAUCCAGAGUGCCGAGAUCAGCAGUGAGCUGAAGAUCGACUCGUCCACGGUGGAGCGCAUCGAAGGGAGCCACACCUCACCCAACUUUGCUGUGGUUCAGUUCUCUGUCGGUGAGCACCGUGCACAGGUGAGUGUGGAGGUCUUGGUGGAGUAUCCCUUCUUCGUCUUUGGCCAAGGCUGGUCUUCAUGCUGCCCGGACCGGACCACCCAGCUUCUGGAGCUGCCUUGCACCAAGCUUUCUGUGGGUGAUGUUUGUAUUUCACUCACCCUCAAGAACCUGAGGAACGGAUCACUGAAGAAGACUCAGCCCCUGGAGCUGGCCACCCCUGCUUCUGUCCCAGCCUCCAGCCACGGGCACCUAAAGCCCCCCAGAGCUGUCUCAGACGCUCCCCAAAGCUGCAGUGGAGCAGGUUCCAGGCACGGCGAGCGAGAGAAUGGCAUCAGCCAGCGGGGGAGUGGUGGGAAUGGUAAUGGGAGAGGACGGGGCACCAAUGUGGAAAAUGGGGAUCUUAUGUUUGGGGAAAGAGGGUCAGUUUCUAAAGGUCAGGUCACCAGCAGCGCAGAAGCCGUCUCCAGUAAGCCAUCAAGUGGUAGGAAGCGGAGGUGGUCUGCCCCUGAAGGUCGAAAAGUAGAAAAAUCAGAAGAGGAGCCUCCUUUGACCCUGCCCAAACCUUCCUUCAUCCCUCAUGAGGUGAAAGUCAGUAUUGAGGGAAGGUCAAAUAUUGGCAAGUGAAGGCUAUCAGCACUGUUAAUAAACCUUGAGAUUUGGAGAAAAAAAAAACAUAAAAAGAUUCUACAAAGAAAAAAAACAUGAAUGCCCACAUUAAUGUUUCAUUUGUAUUGGUUUUUAAGUUUUGUUUUCUGUUUUUAUUUUUCUAUCUUGAAUACUGUACUGUAGAGGUAAACUUACCCUACAUGGUAUCACCUUACAUUAAGUCCAUGUAGUUUAUAACACAUUUUUAUAGGUGGAUUUGAUAUCACACAAGCAAUCGGUGCCGUUUUGGUUGUUUUCAUGAGAUGACUUAUGGUGAGGGAUUUGUGAAGUGUGCUAUGUGUUUAUCGGUGGCUGUGUGGCACACCGGAGCAAUGCCCGAUGACUCUGCUUGGCUGGCUGCACUUGACACAUUAUGUAAAUUUCAAAUUGAAUCAGUGCAGAGUCAGCUCCUUGACAGUGAUUUCACUCUCUGUGCACUGCUACUGAGGCUGCCCGGACCAUCUCUUGCCAUGCCAGCGUUUUACACCGGGCCACAGGAGUGAUAUAAUGUCAGCUGAUCCCGAUCAUUAAGAAUUUUUUGGAUAAAUCAUUAAAUUUUUCAUUCGCUAAAUCAGAGCGUGAGUUGGGAGAAUGCCCCCCUCCAUGUCUUUAGUGUAAGUGUGUCAUGUGUUAUUCAUAGUGUCAUCAGGGUGUGCCAGACCAGAUCUUUGAUGUCAUCAAGUAGUGCCAGUGUGCCACACAACAGAGAGGGAACAACACUUACUC